Molecule: messenger RNA, 519 nt
Organism: Rotaria sp. Silwood2
Lineage: Eukaryota; Metazoa; Rotifera; Eurotatoria; Philodinida; Philodinidae
Source: the annotation of a GenBank genome assembly
AUGGCAUGUCAAGAACCUCUCAGUGAUCGACAAGGAGGUUCUAUUCAACUUAUUCGUUGUGUUACACCAACGCCAGAAGAAAGAAAUGAUCCAAGAUACAUACCUCAGUUAGAAAUCAAUAAGAAGGCACAACAGAUUAUUUCUGAACGAUUUAACGCACCUAUCUCCAUUAUUGUGUAUGUUGGACACAUGGGGGUUGGCAAAAGUAGACUGGCUUCACUUACUGUUGCUGCGUUAGAAAAGGGGCAACACGACCCAUCUUUAGAUUUACCUGAAUUUGCUUGUAGUGAUGCAGAUGUCGGUGAUGAUGUAACCAUCACGAAAGAACAAUGGAUCGAAAGAGUAUUUAUUGUAAACGAAGAAAGUAAUCAUCUGUCGGCCAGUGAAAAUCAAAGAUUAAAAGCACAGUAUGAAUUUACUCAUCGUAUACCACCCGAAAUAGAUGCCAUCAAUAUUGAUUAUCUACCACGGGCAUUGCUGAAAAAUACUCAAACGCUAGAUAUAUUCGCUACUUCGUAA